Molecule: messenger RNA, 2481 nt
Organism: Acytostelium subglobosum LB1
Lineage: Eukaryota; Evosea; Eumycetozoa; Acytosteliales; Acytosteliaceae
Exons: 4
Coding region: 1-2481 (826 amino acids)
Source: RefSeq, a predicted model, not a curated record
AUGGUUUCAUCAUUUACAUUGGCCAGUGACUUGCACAAGAUUGGACUUCAGAUACCUGAUAUUGGAGAGUUGUCAAUAACAAUGUCCCAAGUCAACAAGGAGGCCAAUCAAAACCUUCCACAAUCUUUGCGUGAAUGCAAGGUUGUCUUGGAGAUAUCAAAUGAGAACCAGGUGUCAACCAAUCACACAGACACUUUCAAGAACAUCAAACAAGAGGUGGACAAGUAUCUUGUAGAGUCCAUCCAGAACAGACGUGAACUGAGACAACUGUUACAGAAGUAUACCAACAACAAAUCAACCACAGACAGUCAGCAUGACAAGAUAUCAAAUGUGAUGGCUAAACUCAAUCUAUCGAUGUGCCAGUAUCAAAGAUAUAUAACAUUGUUGGAGAAGGAGUUGAUUGACUUCUGUGGAACUAGACACAGGUACUUGUUGUCCUUGUCCAAACAUAUAUUGAACUUACAACAUUUGGUACACUUUGGAAGAAAGAUUGAGUCCAGCCCUGACUCGUCCAAGUCACUCAGCUCAAGUACAUCAUUCACACUCACCAACAACAACAAUAACAAUAACAAGUUGGAACAAUCACCCAGCAACUCAUCAAACAGACUAAUAGCAGUACCAACCAACUUCAAGGAGAUAGUCAAUCAUCCAGUAUUCCUAAAGGCAUUCACAAUGUUUGCCGAGAAACAGCAUGGUCUGGAGAACUUGCUGUUCUGGGUCGAUGCAGACGCACUCAAGAAGCUGGAGGAGGGCCCCACCGCCAACAAGGACGCCGUGCGAUCACACUUCUUCAAUCUGUACAAUAACUACAUCGUGGAGGGAUCGACACUCGAGGUCAACAUUGACGCCGAGUCUCGCAACGCCAUUGAGACGCGUCGCGCCAGUCUCUUCACUGACGACCACUUCCACCCAUGUCUGGCUUCGGCCAUCGACAACAUUGAGUGCUUGCUCAACUACUCGAUGGUGCCACACUUCUUCAAGAGCACGCUAUACAACGCCGCCGCCGCGGUCAUGCUCAACAAGUCAACGCCCUUCCCCGUCGAAGCUGAGGGCAUCACACACAUUGUCGAGUCACUCGACUCUUUGAUCACCAAUCCCAUUGGACUUGAGCACUUCCUGGUCUACCUCUCGCGUGGCGCCACCACUCAGGUGUCGAUGAACAACCCAACUCUGACCACUUCGACCGCGACCCCUGGCACUGGCACUCAAUCAUCUCAAUCCCCACCAUUGUCAUCUUCGCCCUCUGGCAUGCCCGCAUCACCACGCACGAUGGCUGCACUCUUGUCGCCAUACUCAAUCUCAUUCAGCGAAGCACGCAACAUGGUGCUGUUCUACCUCGAGAUCAAGAAGUUCUACGAACUCUCGGACGAGUAUCUCGAACUGUACGCAACGGAUCUGUUCCGCGCGUUCUUGACGCCUGGCGCCGAGAAGGAGCUGUCCACAUUCAUCCCCACGCAUUACAACACCACGCAACAAAUGAUCGCGUCAAAGACUGUGACACGCGAUAUCUUCCAGCCGGUGCUCCAAGAGAUCGUGCUGCACCUGACCAACACGCACUUCCCCGCCUUUGUCCACAGCCCCGUCUGCAAGGAGAUGUUGUAUCGCGAGGACAAGAUGAUCAAGUAUCAGGAGAAGGACAAGCGCAAGCCCGACGCCAAGAUGGACCAGCAGUUUGAGCUGCUGUCCAAGGAGAAGCUCAAGGCUCCCGCCCCCACCCCAUCGGGCACCGUGCGUCCGCAGGCGUCGUUCAAGCCCGCGGCCGGCCUGGCACCCAUGCAGGAGAAGUCGAGAUCGACGCAGCACUUUAAGGAGUUGCCGCCCGUGCCCGCUGGCGCCAAGCCAGAGUCGCCCGUGGUCAGGUCGCUGCCCAAUCUCCCGCCCAUCCCCGUGCCCACACCACCAUCGCGCAAGGUCGUUGUCAACGACUACAUCCUGGCAACGUCCACGCCCAACCCCAUGCCAUUCUACUCGAGUGGCAGCAGUGGCUCGUUGUCCUCAUCGCCGCUCAACACAUCGGCCGUGCAGAAGCCCAAUGAUGUGUUCUGCACGAUCCUCAGCGACUCGACGUGGCUGGAUAGCUUCAAGCGAUUCCUCAAGUCGGAGAAGUGCGAGGAGGUGUUGCUGUGCUGGAUGGAGCUGGAUCUGUACUGCCGCGUCAACAGCACGGCCAAGCUCACGAUGGCCGGCGCACAGAACAUCUAUGACAACUUCUUCCAGGAUGGCUCGCCGCUCGAAGUCAACAUCGAGCCCGAGAUCAAGCUGGAGGUGCGCGAGGCAUUGCGUGCCAAGAACAUGGACGAUGUUGAGCAGGGCAUCCGAUCAUCAUGGCAGGCCACCUUUGAGUUGUUGCGUAUAGAUUCAUUCGGGCGAUUCCAAAAGAGUGCCAUUUACCGUGAAGUGUUGGGUCAGAUGGGUGAUCCAAGUGAUCCCAAGAACACUGGCAAGAAGAAGUCGUCAUCAUCUUCAUCAUCAAAGAAGUAA